CCCGCCCCCGCCGCCCGGCCCUGCCGCCAGCCCCGAGCUCCUCCAGCCGCCCUGCGCAUCUCUCCGGCCACAUCGACCGCACCAUGAAGGCGCUCCUGCUCGCUGUGCUGGCCGCGGUGCUGUGCGUGGAGAGAGCCCACACGCUCGUCUGCUUUUCCUGCUCGGAUGCCUCCUCCAACUGGGCCUGCCUGACGCCUGUCAAGUGUGGGGAGAAUGAAAACCACUGCGUGACGACGUACGUCGGAGUGGGACUCGGCGGCAAAUCCGGCCAGUCCAUCUCGAAGGGAUGCUCUCCCAUCUGCCCCAGCGCCGGGAUCAACCUGGGAAUUGCGGCCGCCUCCGUCUACUGCUGCGACUCCUUCCUCUGCAACAUCAGCGGCUCCAGCAGCGUCCGAGCCAGCUACGCCAUCCUGGCCUUGGGAAUUCUCAUCAGCUUCAUCUACGUCCUCCAGGCUCGCCAGUGAUGGGGCUGCCUGAGGAAGAGCCGCCUCCCACGGGUCUCGUUAGCCAAUAUCUUCUCUGUUGCUGUCUGCAAGGAGAUCCUCUACUUCUCAGCAGGCUUCCAAGGUGAUUGUUUCCCAGACUUUUUUUGCUCUUCCAAGCGUUGGAGAGCUGGGCGGUUUGGCCGAGCUGUUCUCCUCCUCCUGUGGACGUCUCCCGCUGCACUCUCGCUCCUCCUUGGCCAAGGUGGAUGAUUUUGGAAGGGUUUCUGCUUUUUUCUACCUAUUAAUAAUUCCUCCCCCCCACCCCCAUAAUUUCUAAAUUAAACCAGGCUGGGACUCGCUGAGAACAGAUUCACCCCAAGCACCACCAGGUCUGCUCCAGCACAUGGGUGGCAGGAAUGCAGGAUCCAAAGGGAGACACGUUCCUGGCCCCUCGCAGCUGCAGUCUCUUUUUAUAAAAUAGUCUCGUUUCUUCUGAUCCUGGGCUGACUUUUCUGGAAAACCAAUGCCGUGUACCUUGUCCUUCCGAGUUCUGUAAGUGCCAGACCUGAAUAAACUUGCUCCUGAUGUUACCUGA
Messenger RNA from Lonchura striata (white-rumped munia), 1020 nucleotides. RefSeq names its product lymphocyte antigen 6E. Gene Ontology annotation, cellular component: plasma membrane. Gene Ontology annotation, molecular function: acetylcholine receptor inhibitor activity. NCBI's taxonomy places the organism in Eukaryota, Metazoa, Chordata, Aves, Passeriformes, Estrildidae. The record is from RefSeq and is a predicted model, not a curated record.